CAGGAGCCGGUAGAACGUGAUGACGCACGCGCUGCAGGUGUUCGGCCCGGGGCGGGGAGCGGGGGCAGUGACUGGGCACGCGCCUGCGCGCCGCGGGGCCGCCGGGUCGCGCGAGUGGGCGGGCUACGCAUGCGCGCGGAGCGCGGCCUUAAGGGCGGCGGCGGCCCGAGCGGCCCAGUCGGCCCGUCCGCCGGCUAGGAGGCAGAGCUCGGCGCUUGCGCAGCGGCGGCCAUGGCGGCGGAGGACGAGGACAUUGGCGAAAGGUGUCCCCUGUAUAUAUAAAAAAGAAGCUGUUCGUAUAUCUAAUGGAAAUAAAAUAUGGACACUGAAAUUCUCUUAUGAUGUUCCAAAUAAGACUCCACUUGUCCUUCUCCAUGGUUUUGGAGGAGGUCUUGGACUCUGGGCACUGAACUAUGAAGAUCUUUGCACUGAUAGACCCGUUUAUGCUUUUGACCUGUUGGGCUUUGGACGAAGUAGUAGACCUAUGUUUGACAAUGAAGCGGAAGAAGUGGAGAAUCAGUUUGUGGAAUCCAUUGAAGAGUGGAGAUGUGCCCUAGGAUUGGACAAAAUGAUCUUGCUUGGACACAACCUGGGUGGGUUCUUGGCUGCUGCUUACUCACUGAAGUACCCGAAAAGGGUAAAUCAUCUCAUUUUAGUGGAGCCUUGGGGUUUCCCUGAGCGACCAGACCUUGCUGAUCAAGACAGACCAAUUCCAGUCUGGAUCAGAGCCCUGGGAGCAGUAUUGACUCCCUUUAACCCUUUAGCUGGCCUCAGGAUUGCAGGACCCUUUGGUUUAAGUCUAGUACAGCGUUUAAGGCCUGAUUUCAAACGGAAGUAUGCUUCAAUGUUUGAAGAUGACACUGUGACAGAAUACAUCUACCACUGUAAUGUCCAGACUCCAAGUGGUGAGACAGCAUUCAGAAACAUGACUAUUCCUUAUGGAUGGGCAAAAAGACCAAUGCUCCAGCGAAUCGGCAAAAUGGACCCUGACAUUCCAGUCUCGGUGAUCUACGGCGCCCGGUCCUGCAUAGACGGCAAUUCUGGCACCAGCAUCCAGUCCUUACGACCACACUCAUACGUGAAGACAAUAAUUCUUUAUUUGAUAGAAAUAUCUAGAAUGAGGCAAAAGUAGGUUUACAGUUGCCAUCCUUGGAGCGGGGCAUUAUGUGUAUGCAGAUCAACCUGACGAUUUCAACCACAAGGUGAAGGAGAUCUGUGACACUGUGGACUGAGCACCGGGUGAUGGGGGAAGCUCUGACUGACAGUCAGUCCCCGGGAAGAGGAAGGAACACAACAGAACCAGACAGUCUUCUUGGCUGUACUUUGCACCUGUUUUCUCUGUGAAGCUGAUUGCACACCUAAACCAGUUAGUGCCUUCUAGAAGAAUGCCUUUCUUUCUCCCUCACAAAGCCAAAAUAUACACGAGCCUCCGAAUCUAAUAGCUUUAAUAAAAGAUUGUUUGUC
Messenger RNA from Pipistrellus kuhlii (Kuhl's pipistrelle), 1464 nucleotides. RefSeq names its product abhydrolase domain containing 5, lysophosphatidic acid acyltransferase (gene ABHD5). The record is from RefSeq and is a predicted model, not a curated record. The transcript is spliced from 7 exons. Gene Ontology annotation, cellular component: lipid droplet. Lineage: Eukaryota; Metazoa; Chordata; Mammalia; Chiroptera; Vespertilionidae. Gene Ontology annotation, biological process: positive regulation of triglyceride catabolic process; negative regulation of triglyceride storage. Bases 20 to 1132 code for a protein of 370 amino acids.